AUGGUUCUCGCUAACAAGCUCAGUGCCUGGAACGCCCUCCAGGCCCACCACGAUAAAAAUGCCGACAAGAUCGUCGUCAAGGACCUCUUUGCCCAGAAUCCCUCGCGUUUCGACCAGUUCUCGCGUCAUUUCGAGGGUCCCUCCACAAAGGCCUCCAUCCUCCUCGACUUCUCCAAGAAUAUCAUCACCGAGGAGACCUUCAAGCACCUUAUCGAUCUGGCCAAGGAGGCUGGCGUCGAGGAGAUGCGUCACAGGAUGUUCUCUGGCGAGCCCAUCAACUUCACCGAGAACCGCUCCGUUCUCCACGUUGCCCUCCGCAACGUCUCUAACACGCCCAUUUAUUCAGAGGGUAAGGACGUCAUGCCCGAGGUCAAUGCCGUACUCGAGCACAUGAAGAUCUUCACGGAACAAGUCCGCUCAGGCGAGUGGAAGGGUUAUACCGGCGAGCGCAUCAAGGAUGUCGUCAACAUUGGUAUCGGUGGAUCCGAUCUGGGCCCCGUCAUGGUUACUGAGGCAUUGAAACCCUACGCCACUGAGGGCGGAUUGAAGGUCCACUUUGUUUCCAACAUCGAUGGCACCCACAUCGCAGAGGUCUUCAAGCAAAUCAAGCCCGAGUCAACCCUGUUUAUCGUUGCCUCCAAGACCUUCACCACCCAGGAGACCAUCACCAACGCCACCACCGCCAAGGACUGGUUUUUGCAGCAUGCUAAAGAGCAUGCUCAUGUCGCCAAGCACUUUGUUGCUCUUUCCACCAACACCGCAGAGGUCACCAAGUUUGGUAUCGACGCCGCCAAUAUGUUCCAGUUCUGGGACUGGGUUGGAGGCCGCUACUCUCUGUGGUCUGCCAUUGGUCUUUCCAUUGCCCUCUACAUUGGAUUUGACAACUUCAAGGAGCUCUUGACGGGAGCGCACGAGAUGGACCAGCACUUUCUCAAUACCCCCUUGGAGAAGAACCUGCCUGUGAUCUUGGGUGUUCUCGGCAUCUGGUACAUCAACUUUUUCGAUGCCCAGGUCCACGCGAUUCUCCCAUAUGACCAGUACAUGCACCGCUUCCCCGCCUACUUCCAGCAAGGAGAUAUGGAGUCAAACGGCAAGUACAGAAACAGAGAUGGCGAGGCUGUCCCCUACGGUACCGGUCCAUGGGUUGUCGGUGAGCCCGGGACCAACGGUCAGCAUGCGUUCUAUCAAUUGAUCCACCAGGGCACCCGUAUCACCCCUUGCGACUUCUUGGCCCCUGUUGAGACUUUCAAUCCCUUGCCCAAGCACCACGAUAUUUUGCUGUCCAAUUUCUUCGCGCAGACUGAGGCUCUGAUGGCAGGCAAGGACGAGGAGACUGUGCUCAAGGAGCUGCAGCAGGACAAGUCGCUGUCGGCCGAGCAGGUCCAGAGGAUUGCCCCCCACAAGGUGUUCCGUGGAAACAAGCCCACUAACUCGAUUUUGUUCCAGAAGCUGACGCCCGGUACGCUGGGUGCGUUGAUUGCAAUGUACGAGCACAAGAUCUUUGUUCAGGGAGUGAUCUGGGACAUCAACUCGUUCGACCAGUGGGGUGUUGAGCUCGGCAAGCAGCUUGCGAAGAAGAUCCUGCCGGAACUGACGACCUCUGGCGAGGUCAAGUCGCACGAUGCUUCGACCAACGGCCUUAUCAACUUUUACAAGCAGCACAAGAAGGCUUGA
Molecule: messenger RNA, 1674 nt
Organism: Gamsiella multidivaricata
Lineage: Eukaryota; Fungi; Mortierellomycota; Mortierellomycetes; Mortierellales; Mortierellaceae
Product: glucose phosphate isomerase a
Exons: 2
Coding region: 1-1674 (557 amino acids)
Biological process (GO): glucose 6-phosphate metabolic process; gluconeogenesis; glycolytic process
Cellular component (GO): cytosol
Molecular function (GO): glucose-6-phosphate isomerase activity; monosaccharide binding; carbohydrate derivative binding
Source: RefSeq, a predicted model, not a curated record